Molecule: messenger RNA, 819 nt
Organism: Onychomys torridus (southern grasshopper mouse)
Lineage: Eukaryota; Metazoa; Chordata; Mammalia; Rodentia; Cricetidae
Product: odorant-binding protein 2a-like
Exons: 7
Coding region: 1-819 (272 amino acids)
Molecular function (GO): small molecule binding
Source: RefSeq, a predicted model, not a curated record
AUGAAGAGUUUGCUCCUGACCUUCUUGCUUCUGGGGCUGGUGGCUGUUCUGAAAGCACAGGAAGUCCCCUUGGAUGACCAAGAUGUCUCAGGAAUCUGGUACACAAAGGCCAUUAUGCACAAUGACAGCCUGCCGGAGGAUAAGAUGCCUAUGAAGGCCUUCCCCAUGAAGGUAAUAGCUCUGGAAGAAGGGAACUUGGAGACCAAGAUCACAUUCUGGAGAAAGGGUCACUGCCAUGACUUUAAAAUCUUGAUGAACAAAACUGAGGAGCCCGGCAAAUACACCGCCUGCAACGGCAGGAAGACUGUGUAUAUAGAGGAGCUUCCUGUAAAGGACCACUACAUCUUCUACUGUGAAGGACGGCACCAUGGGAAAUAUUUCAGCAUAGGAAAACUCGUGGGGAGAGACCCUAAGGAAAACCCAGAGGCCAUGGAAGAAUUUAAGAAAUUCACACAGCGCAAGGGACUCAGAGAGGAAAACAUCUUUGUACCAGAGAUGAGUGGCUUGCCAGGGCCCUGCUUCAGGUCUUGGCUGUGGGAGGGUCUGAGCUGCAGGUGUGAUGGGGGUCCUCUUACUGGGCCCUUCUCACUCCUGGGGUUCUUUUGGUUUCUACAGAUCAGUGUGUGCCUGGAAAUGACUAGGGUCUGCACAAGCCACGGCCUAGGUGUGGAGGUCGUGGUACAACUUUAUGGCAGCAACUCUCUUUCCAGUUACACGAGCCUUCUGGGGAUUGAGUCAAGCGGUCAGGCUGUGCAUGGCAAGUGUGUUUCUCAUUCACAGACCGCCCUGCUGGUACCAAUAGCGCGUUUUCUUCGCUGA